Blepharisma stoltei is the source of this 2040-nucleotide messenger RNA. The record is from the annotation of a GenBank genome assembly. NCBI's taxonomy places the organism in Eukaryota, Ciliophora, Heterotrichea, Heterotrichida, Blepharismidae.
AUGAUAAUAAAAAUAUUCAUCAUGACUUUUAUAAUUGCCUUAGUUUGACUAAUCAGUACUAUCUUAGAUGCAAAAUCCUACUCACAACUGCACUGAGCUUCAAAAUUACUUCCCCAUCUAUCAAAUAACUCUCAGCAUUCUAAAUCCCCUUGACCCUUUAUUCGCCUUAAUGAAUCAAAAUUAUUGCUGUAUCCUAUUAAAUGUAACAAUAAACAACAAGCUAAAAUUUCGAAAAUCGAAAUAGAUAAUUAUUCAAUGUAUCAAAUUUUUGAAAAUUUGCCGAAAUGACUGAAAUAUUAUUGAUUAGAUGUGUUUGAAAGCCCUUCUAGCUUAUUUCCAAAAAUAUUUGUCAAAGCAAAUUCUAAAGAAAAUAAGCUUAAAAAAAAUUUAAAAUCAAUAAGAUUUAGAGACAUGCUUGAAUUUACUGAUGAUUUGCAUUAUAAGUCCUCAGAAUUAGAUAUCGGAAAUGUUUACAUUGAGCAUCAAAUAGAGAAAAAUAUAGAGUUUGAAAAUAAUUCAGAUGAAUCCUUGCUUAUUGAGUUAUUUUUAGCUCCUGCAAAUUUUAGUGAAAAUAUUAAAUGAUGCAAGAAUGAAUUUAUCGAUGAAGAUGAGUUUGAAAAUUUACCAAGAACUCCUGAAUGUAAUAAAAACAAUGAAAUUGAAAUAAUAAAAACUCUUACACAAAGAAAUUCUUCAAAACUCAAGCGAGUACCAGAAAACAUAAGUUUAUACGGAAAAGUCAUGAGCGGAUUAGGAUAUGGAAAUAAUACCUACAAUGAAGUUAUAAUAUCAAAAGAAAAACCUGAGAAAAAAUCUGUUGAGUUUCCAUUUUACUUAGGCAAACGAGGGGGAGUUGUUGUGCCUCCUCAUAGUGUAGCUUUUGUUGGGACUGUAAUUUUCCAGCCGACACAGUCAAAAAAAUACUACGCCUCACUUUUUAUGAGAAAUGGCUCUAAAUUACUCAAAGAAAUAAAACUCUCUGGAGAAGGUAUUUCUUACAAGUUAAGCUUCUUAGAGUCAGAUUCAGGAAACUUAAAUUUUCAUAUAGAUGAAAUGAAAAAAUUGUCUGAUGAGCUCUACUAUAGUAGAGUAUUUACAUUAUUUAAUUCAGGGCAAGUUCAGGCAUUAGUUAAAGGGAUUUAUUUGGAUGGCAUUAGCUGUCAAAUGCAUGGAUUAAAACUUCACCCUUGUGGCCAAAGAAUAGAAAUUGCUCCUGGAGAUUAUUAUCACAUAGAAAUCUUCUAUGAGCCUGAUUUUCAUGAAUUUUUAGGAAACUACCAUAUCGAAAUUUAUACAGAAAUUGAAAAAAUAGAAGUUGGUAUUAAUUUAAAUUUUCCAAUUGCCAACUUUGAAAAUUCAUUUAGCUCUCAAAAUUUAUUUUCAUUUGUUAAAGGUAUAAAAGAAAUUGAAAGGUUCUUUUUAUUCUUUUUCUCAUUCAUCUUUGGGCUUUCAUUAACUGCAUGACAAGAAAUCAGGAUAAUAAACAGAAAAAACUGCAAAAGAUUUUAUCUAAUAAGUUCAAAACUAGAAACAAAAGAAGAUUUUAAUUGAAUUUCUAAUAGCUAUGAUCCCCCUUAUUUUUCACAAAUGCUUCCAAAAAACGAGACUAAAGAGACCCCUGACUCAGAAUUAUCUAAAGAAAUGCCAGAAAAAGUCGCAAAACCUAAAAAAGCCAAAAGAAAGCCAAUAAAAUUUUCUGGUGAAAUCUUUGAAAAGCCUCCUAUGUACGAAUCCCAUAUCAUCGCGAACAGCAGAUUCCUUCCCAAAAAACAAGUUAAAGCUGAGUUUAGGCAUUCCAUUAUAUCAGAUGCUAAUACAGUUGCAAGCUGCACAUCAGGCACGAAUUUGAAUAACUCUAUGGCUGAAAAUGAAAAUUCACCUUCAGUGACUUGGCAUACUGAAGAUGAUCUUUCUGAAAUAGCUUUAGACGAUGAAGAUUAUUUUCUCGAUGCUUAUCGGGCUGAAAAUGGACUUUUCAGCGGACCUUUUGUUCAGAGAAGUUACAUCUUUGAAAAUGAUCUUCAGGUUUCUUUUGAAUAA